CCUCAUUUCAGGCUCAUUAUUUGAGUCUUAACACAAUCAUGCUCGGUCUGUUUUAUUGUCUGGCGUUGAUAUUAUCAUGGCCGUAUUUCCUGCAUUACCUCCCCGUUCCCCCCCGCGUGGUGACGGCGGCGACAGGCUGCUGGGUGGCACCUGAGGAAGGGGUGACCCCGCCGGGCUGUUGACACCAGGCCGGGCGAACGAGAGUAAGGAGAGUCAGUCCACCGCCGACUAGUGACGGGGCAGGACGUAGCCCCUCGCUCUCGGCUUCCCUUGCACGUUGUCCCUCGCACAGACUUGAGUCAGGAGCGGGCUUUUUGACAACCAAUAGCCGGCCCGGAGGAUGCGCCUCGGCCCCAGCGCGUUGCUUGUGCUGUGCGACGCGGCCUGGUGGUAAACUGUGCGGCGGUGGGGAGCGACGUGCAAAAGGCUUGUAAAUGGCUCGCGCCCUCAUGUGGAUAGUGCCAGCCAUCAGCCUCCUGGCUUGCUGUUCGCUGGGAGAGGCAGAUGUUGACCGCCGCCGCCAACGCGACUCCGGGGACCUGCUGCGCGGGGUGACGGUGCCUCAGUAUGCCUUUGCAGGGGGCCAAGCGACACUCAGCUGCUCCUACGAUCUGCACAACCGCCGCCUCUACUCCCUCAAAUGGUACCACAACGGCACCGAGUUCUACCGCUACGUCCCCACCGAGCGGCAGGGACCCACCACCACCAAGACGCCGCACAAGUUUACUGUCAGUGAGCUGUUCCGUGACGACCAGCGGGUGACGCUCUCCCUGACCAGACUAGCGGUGGCGGCCUCUGAGUACCGUUGUGAAGUGAUCGCCGAGCAUCCGAGCUUCAGGACAGAGUGGUUCGGCGCCAACAUGACCGUGCUGCGUGAGCCACUCUCCAACCCCGUGCUGGUGGGGGCGCGCGAGGUAUAUGAGCCUUCGGAAAUCAUCAAGAUCGGCUGCCAACCCAGCGACCGCCACCCCCUGGACCACACCCAGCCCACCCUGCAGUGGUUCCUGCAAGGCAACCAGGUGGGAUCAGAGUUGGUGACGCCCUACGGCAGCGCUCUGCAGCGGGGAGUGUCAGGCCUCUCCCUCCGCGUCCCUGGCGAGCAGGUGGUGUCAGCGGGAGGACAGAUGGUGGCUGAGUGCCGACUGACGCUUGGCCCUCAUCGCCUCGCCUCCAACACCACCCUCAAGGUCCGGCCUGUCUCCACCACCUACCACGACUACCACGCCUCAGGAUCACGCCAUGCAGAGAGUAGCAGUUCUCCUCACACUCUCCACCCAACCAUGGCCUCUUUUCUCAUGGUGGCAACCCUUCUGGUGCAGGGGUUGCUGUAACCUGAGCCUCCGUAUCACUGCCUAGGUCUUGCAUUAGUCUGAGUCUUGCUGUAUGUGCUGCCCAAUAAAGUAAGUCUGUACUGUUUUUCUCUUCUUCCAAACUUCAAGAUUUGGAGGUUGGUGGUGUGAGGUGAAGAAUCAUACAAUAGAACAGUUACCUAGGUAUUUUUUUAGAAACAUGAAUAAGUUUAUGGAGGGAAUAUCAGUAAGAUUUAAAUUUGCUAUGUUUGAAAUCAUGGAGAGUGCAAUUGAAAAAUGUCUUUGACUGCUUCAGUAACUGGCUAAAUAUACAGUGCUUUAUGGGGGAGUAUGAUCUUGUUAGGUAAGGUGGUGGUACCAAAGUUAGCCCAUGUCAGUAUUCAGAGUAGAUUAAUGUGAAAUAAGUUCUGACAUAUCCAUGAAAAAUGUUUGUUCAUCACUUUGUUGAUGAAAAGUAGAUGGAUGAAGCUGUCAUAAAUUUGCAAACGGAAAGUGUCUCUUAGCAAAGUUGAAUAUGCCUGUGUUCAGAUGACAAGAAGUAGAGAAAAUUGUAUGAUUAACUCACAGUUGUGUAAAUGCUGUUCUUAUGUAAGAGGGAAAAUGUUGUAUAUAUAGAGCUUUCCAUGUAUUGUCAGUUGUCAGUACAUGGAUUGAUCUUGGUUAAAGACUGACUUAAAUCAUUGUAGUAUCUUGAAAUGCCCUUAGCUGCAGUUCCAUAAGGAAGAUAUAAAAAUAUACAUAUAUGUAGUCCUUUGUGCUAAGAUGAAGUUUACCUAAAUUGCCUGGGUAAGCCCUCUGUGAUCUUGACCUUAAGAGGGCUUAUGGUUCUUCUGGAGUUUCUACCGUCUUCAAGAACAACCCUCCCAUUCUCACAUGUUAUUUUCUUUUUAAUAUAUGCCUUCCAUUAUAGUUUACAUGUAACCUAUUUCCAUAGUUGGGCACAAUAACAAAGAUUUUUCACAAUAACUGAUGAAUUGCUAGCGAUAACCUUAUCUGCGAUAGUCAAUAAUCUAUAACUGGUGAUAGAUUUGUUGCCCAAUAAUCAACAACCGACAAAUUAAUAGAUCCAUAAUUUCAAUAUUUUUUAUGAUGCUAGAUUGUGGCAAGUGCUCAUAUGUUUGUUCCAUCAGUAGCUUUAUAUUUUUUCAAUUGUUAGUGAACAGUCCACUUGAAUGCUAAUUAUUUUGUUCAGGGCUAUUUACACUACUGAUAGACAACCAUCAUUAUUACUUUUUCCAUCUUAAUUAUUUCUUAAUGGGAAUUAUGUAAUGUCUUCACAAUCCCAUCAAGUAUAUACAUCCUUUCAUCCUUUCAUCUUGAAGAGCUAUUGGCCAAGACUCCAGCACCACCAUACUUUUGCAGUACAAAGGUUUUAUCCAUCACUGUAUAGAGUGUGUUUCACAUGCUUGUGGUGAAGAGAAUGAAUCACAACAGCUUCCAGGCAAGGUAGAAGCAGGUGGUAUUUUCCUUAUCAGUUAGUUCUCUUCUACAUUUUCAGUUUCUCUUUUGCCAUAGAUUGCUUUUUCCCAUUUUUUUUGUUCGAUUUUCAGCGCUUUUCAUUUUUUUGCAUAAUCUAUUUUUUUAGUUACCAUCUGUAAAUUUGUUAAUUAUUUGCCUUGUCAUAGAAAACUUUCACCAGAAUUUUGACUGUGCAAUUAAUUUUUGUAGUAGAGUCUUCUUUUCUUUUUGUCUUCUAACUUUAGACUCCAGCAAGAGUAGGAAUGGCAAGCCACAGAGGGAAUUACUGACUUACCUUCUUGAAACUUUCAUUGAAUGUGCUUUAUAUUUAUACCUUCCUGUUGUAAAUAAAGUCUCGAGUAUAUCCACAAAGUAUGAUGGAAUGAAAAUACUGAUUAUCUUUGAUAUUGGGGAAAGAGACACUUUUUUUUCAUGAGAUAUUGUAGCAAGUUUUGUGCUGUGAAAUUGUAUGAAGGGUAAGAUAUAUUAAUUUCUAGCAAGUAUUCUGCUAGGAAGUUGUAUGAAGAUUGAAAUGUUCAUUAGUUUAGGAAAUAUUAAGUGUAGUCUUGGAAUACAGAAAGACAGAGACAUGAUGAGAAAUGAGAAGAAAUCAAACAGAUACUAAAGGGAGUCAGUUGGAUAAUCAUUGUAAGCAGUAUGUCCUGAUUUCAUGACCAUCAUCCUUUCUAUUUGUUAACUAAUUCUUCACCUGUUAGCAGAUCCACACAGUUGUGUAAAGUGUAAUAGAGAUGAGAAAAAAAGAUUGUGUAUGGAGUAUGAGGCUGAUAACAUAAUUGGUCCUAAUCUUAGUAAUGUGGAAAUUGUAAAAAUGAAGUUAAAUAAACCACCAGGUGUGUAAAGUAAGAGACUGGUAAUGAUGCAGCAAAUGAAUAUAUUUGUCAGUUAAGGAAUGAGUGGAAGGUUGAGUGAAUCUGGGAGCUGUUUUAGUGUGUGUAGUUCUAAUAGUAUGUAGUGCUGUUUUGAAUGUCAGUAAGCUAAACAGAAACACCUGCCUCAGAUAUGAAAUGAAGAUAGGGAUGUGAUUGAAGAAUAAGAUUGAAAUAUUCUUCAUUAGGUUAGAGCAGGUGAGAGUGCUACAUCAGGAAAGAGAGUACUGUAUUUAAUGCUACAAUGAUUUUGAAUUGUGAAAUUAAGGCCUAUGGAAAUAUGAACUUUUCCCUAGCAAACGACAAUACUGUUAAACAAAGCUGCAUAUCAUGGUAAAAAGAAAAAACAAUAAAAAGGCAACUGACCUUUUUCAUUAUUAUUUUAAUCAAUUCAUAACUGAACUUUCACAUGCUAUGGAACUUUGUCCCAUCUACCUGAUUAUGGUAAGAAUGCCUUAUUUUCUAGUUUCCAUCUUAUCAGAACUUGAAUAAAAAGUAUUCAAGUAUUCA
Portunus trituberculatus (swimming crab) is the source of this 4165-nucleotide messenger RNA. RefSeq lists its product as uncharacterized. NCBI's taxonomy places the organism in Eukaryota, Metazoa, Arthropoda, Malacostraca, Decapoda, Portunidae. The record is from RefSeq and is a predicted model, not a curated record.